This is a messenger RNA of Folsomia candida, 1153 nucleotides long. RefSeq lists its product as uncharacterized. The record is from RefSeq and is a predicted model, not a curated record. NCBI's taxonomy places the organism in Eukaryota, Metazoa, Arthropoda, Collembola, Entomobryomorpha, Isotomidae. Bases 76 to 651 code for a protein of 191 amino acids. The transcript has 2 exons.
GCCCAACAAGAUUUAAGACAAGUAAAAGAUAUUUACUUACAUACAAAUAUUUAGAUACGUAAAUAAAAACCUGAGAUGCACAUUUCUCCAGUUCAGUUACCUUUUGCCCUUCCGAUUGUUAACAUCCCAAUAAAAACUUCUUCACCUUUCCGUAACAACCGAGACAAAGAACGUUUUAAAUCUACGAUGGCGUCCUAUGAAUUUAGAGAAAUUGUUUGGCUCGGAAUUUGCAAUGUGGUAGUCGGACCACUAAUGUUUAUCUGGGGAAUGUUUUCCGAGCUUGAAACUUACGAGGAAAAAAGAGACGCCAGCAAUACAGCCGACACGGAACUAGGAGACACAUAUAAUCCGAUUUUCUGGGCCUAUCGUUCCCUGAUAUUCUGCUCCUUUUUUUCGGGAUUGUUCGCAAUUUGGGCAGUCACCAUAUUCCGUGACGACUGCAAUUGGGAGAUCAGAUUGGGAAGGGUGGCAACGCUCUUGGCGAAAGCGAUGUACUGGCAAAUUGUCGCAUUUUUCUUCUACAACGUUGAUCCAAUGGGUUGGAGGAUGAAGGAUGGACUUCUGGGGUCAUGGGAACCGAUUGAGUUACCUUUCUUGACAUAUUUUUAUUGCGUCGUGGUGCAAUACUUUUUUUGCGCGGGAGAUUGGUAAAUUUGUUCAAGAGGUAAAAGAUGUGAUAAAAUCGCAAUAAAGUAUUGAAAAUUUAAUUUAAGCGAAUUUACCUGAUUUCUGCAGAAAUUUAUGUAUGUAUGUGCUGACUUAAAAUGUGUAUUUCUGAAGUGAUCGAGUAUUCCAGUUUGUACGGUUUGGUUUAUAAAAGUGGAUUUCAUUAUUUAAAUCAUGUGUGUAAUGUACCUAGGUAUUUAAGGUUGUUUAAUGGCGAUCAAUAUUUUGUAAGAUUUACAUAUCUAAAUUAAUUAUGUGCUGGGUGAAUAUCUGAUAGAUAAUGAUGGUUUACAAAUCUGUAUCAUGUACUAAUUAAUCAAUUAUUUAAGUGAGUAAUGUAACUUAACUUCUAAGCAUUAAUUAUAUGUUUCGCUGGUGCAAAGUCGAAUAAAAUAUAUUUAUAUGCUUUUUUCCUAUUUAUAAAUACACAUGAAAAUUUUACUGUGUCAAUUUAUAUAUGGAAUCAGUGUUAACUUUACACUGUAAA